Molecule: messenger RNA, 3189 nt
Organism: Ziziphus jujuba (common jujube)
Lineage: Eukaryota; Viridiplantae; Streptophyta; Magnoliopsida; Rosales; Rhamnaceae
Product: L10-interacting MYB domain-containing protein
Exons: 5
Coding region: 1542-2984 (480 amino acids)
Source: RefSeq, a predicted model, not a curated record
CCGCAUUGCCCUUCUGUUCCGUCAAAUGGACCAAUUCCCAAACCAAACAACGCCUUUCUCUGUGAUAACCGUGGAUAACCAUAUCACCUUUUUGGCAGCCAGAGCUGAUUUUAGUCUGUCCCCUCUAAUAGAAUGUACGGAGUUUUCUUUCAAUUUUUACCAGCAGCCAAACAGAACAUGAUCAGAUUUCGAUCUCAUGCUCUCAAUCCAAUCACCGUUUUUUCGAAAAUUUUGAAACCCUGAUAACUUUACAUGGCGAAACUUGAGCUGUCGAAUUUGAUACGUUAUCUGCAUUGUUUGGCUGCCCUGGAAGUUCUUCUUCUGCCCAGCCCCCCACAACCAAAAAAAAAGAAAAAGAAAAAGAAAAGAAUUUUCAUUCUCAAAAUAAGUUUUCUCAUUUUGAGGACGGGACGGGAAAAUAAGAAUUCCAUUUGGUUUAAUUACCUAGUAACAUUAAUUCUAAUAUCCAUAAUUUGAUUCUUCUUUAGCAAAAAUAUGAAAGAAUAUGUUAAAUGUCAUUGUUUGAAUAAAUCACAUUAUAAAAUGAAGGAUGGUUGAAUUCAUCAAAGAAACUAAUGAUGAUAAUAAGAAUAAUCAAAAGAAGUAUGAUUGAAGAAGUUUAAAAUGUAUGACAAAACUGCAAACACCUAAGAAUAUCAUAUCACUACCUCUAGCAGUCCUUCAAGAGUUGGGAAGCUAAUAGCUAUGUCAUGUGGUUGUUUGAAAGUAAGUAUCUUAGUGGUCCAGAAACUUUAAAGACCUUCUCUCUCAUUACAAAGUAUUCUUAUUUAGAUAUAUCUUGGUUUUGGUUUCAUCAUUUACUGAAAUGCAAAUUUGACUUAUAUUUUUUUUAGGCCAUUUGAGUUGUACAUCUUUGUUUGGUUUUGUUUUUCAAGAGAUUGAAAGGUAGAACCUUUAUAUGUUUGAGUAACGUCAUUCUUUCUGAUCAUUUUGAGCUCUUGUAUUACUCUGUUCAAGUAGAUUAAGGGUUAGACGUUUGAGUGCUAGCAUCCAUGGAAUGCACUUUGAAUUCUAUUGAAACACAUGCUUGUCUCGCUGAUCAUUAAAAAGUAUCUGCUAUGAACUUCAUAGGAAAUUGGCCCUAUUCACUUUAUUGAGAACCCGCAAAAUUCAAAUACAACCUAAAUCCAUAAUUAGAAAUUUAUUGGAUUGUACUUACGACAGUUCUCUUCCACUAGCCAUGCAAGUUGUCUGCUGUGUGUGCCCUCACUUAAGGAAUGUGGUCCUAUAAUUUAUAGACAAAGUCUGUUAGGGUAAAUUGAAUAAGUGUAAACCGUUGUGACAUAAAACAUGAAUUAGCCUAUGCUAUAGUUUAUUUCUUUUUACUUUUUGCAUACAAAAGUGGCACAGGCAGCUGGGUUUGGAGUUCAAUUUUACUUUGUUCUUGUCUAUUUCCUUAUGUAGAGGUAGAAUAUACAUAGUUUGAAAAGCUAAUCUAAAUAUUGAUGGAUAAUUCAUAAUUAAGUUACUACUACAAAUUACUGUUUGUUUGGUCUGUAAGAUUAUUUUGAAUUAUUUAGAUGUCUGAUUCAGUAUUCACAAGUAUGAGAGCUUCUUUCUUCAUUGUAGAUCUUUCAUAUUUUUCAUGUGAUAUAAGGAUGGACGAUGGUUUUUCCAGUCAUGGUGACAAUUUGAGGGCUAAUUGGACUCCACCCCAGGACAACUAUUUUGUUGACCUUUUAGUAGAACAAGUGCGCAAAGGGAGCAAGACUGGUCAUGGUUUUAGGAAACAAGCCUGGACUGAGAUGAUUGUAUCUUUUAAUAGCAAAUUCGGAUUUAAAUAUGACACAGAUGUUCUAAAAAACCGAUAUAAAAGAUUAAGGAAGCAAUACAAUGACAUGAAGAUUCUUAUUGAUAGGGGUGAGUUUAAGUGGGAUGAAUCACAGAAGAUGAUAACAGCUGAUGAUGAUGUUUGGGAUGACUAUAUCAAGGCCAACCCUGAAAUGCAACCAUACACAAGAAGAGUUGUCCCAUACUACAAUGACUUGUGCACAAUAUGCGGACAUGCUGUAGCUGAUGGAAGAUACAGUCUUUCGUGUUUUGAUUUAGACUUUGAGAGUGAAGUUAAAGAAAUAGAAGAUGAAACUCCCAUGAUUGGUGAUCCUAAAAAAAUUGAGUGGUCGCAGUCCAUGGACCAAUUUUUCAUUGAACUAAUGUUGGACCAGGUGCAUAAAGGGAAUAAAAUUGGUCGCAAUUUCAAGAAGAAAUCUUGGGUGUACAUGAUCACCUCUUUUAAUACAAAAUUUGCUUUCCAUUACAGUAGGAGUGUCCUGAAAAAUCGUUAUAUUAUUUUGAGGAGGCAUUAUUGUAGCAUAAAGAUUCUACUCAGUCAAAAAGGGUUUAGCUGGAAUGAUAAACAGCAAAAGGUUCUAGCUGAUGAUCAAGUGUGGGAUGAUUAUGUCAUGGAAAAUCCCAACUUUCGAAUGUACAGAAAUAAAAUGAUGCCGUGUUAUACUUACAUGUGCAUUAUCUGUGGCAACGAAGCUGCCAGGAGAAAAACUCUUCCAACCCGCAAGCCAAUUAUGCAGAAGGAAACCCUUAAAAAUAAUGCUAAUGGAGAAGCUAAGCCUGUUAUUAAUAAAAGCAAUUCAUACGAACAGGCAUUAUGCUCAGAUGGUAUUAAGAAUCCAUCAGAUCAGAAGAGAAGGGCUCAACCCAAAAUGACACCAACCUUACAGCCAUCUAAAAGAGAACGAAGGACAGAUGACUGUGUGGCCGAUGCUCUAGACAAGAUGACAGCCGCGGUUUCAUCAUUGACCAAGGGACUGGGACAAACGAAGAAAGAAAAAUCUGUAUCAGCAGAGACUGUGAUUAAAGUAUUGCAGACUAUUCCAGACAUUGACGACGAUCUGUUGCUGGAUGCCUGUGAUUUUUUGGAGGAUGAGAGGAGAGCUAGAACCUUUUUAGCUCUGGAUUCCACUCUUCGAAAGAAAUGGUUGGUUAGGAAGCUUCGUCUGGAUUAAUUGCAUGCAGUCUCUCUUCUUUUCCAUAUUUCCUCUUAAAAUUAGUCUUCUAUAUAAAUUUGUUAAUCGCUAGUUUUGAAAUGUGAUUUUUUUUCAGCCCAUUUAGUUUCAGACAUUAUAAGCACACUUCAUACUGCACAUGUUUUAUUUACACUGAUGAGUCUUGAAGUGAUUAAUUUAUCUGUAUAUACAUAGUACUUGUACU